This is a messenger RNA of Symbiodinium natans, 3474 nucleotides long. The record is from the annotation of a GenBank genome assembly. Lineage: Eukaryota; Dinophyceae; Suessiales; Symbiodiniaceae.
AUGGCGCCAGCCGAAGGAGGGCAGCAAUGCUUCUCCGAGCUCCUGCGCUGUCAAAAGGAGCUCGCUGGCUCUCUCGAGGUCCUUCAGCGGACGUAUGGCGGCAUCAAGGGGGCCCUGGAGCAAAUGCCGGGCGUUUGGCCUGAGCUCGGCGCGGCCGGCCAGGUGGUGCCAGCUUCGCCGGCCUCGCGGCCGGAGAGUGCUCCGCCAACGCCAUCGUCCCAAGCUGCGAACAAGGUCGAGGAAAAGUACCAGCUCACAAAGGAAGGAGUGCCAACUUUGACGAAGAAUUUGAACAUGCGCAAGACUCCAUAUGCCAAGAGUCGGACGGGAACUGUAUCCUUGGGCAAGUCAGGCGUCCGCCUGCUGGACGACUGGACCGAGGCUUUCGUCAUCAGCGAACAGGAGGCGACGAACGUCUACACCAACCUCUAUGGCGAGAAGCACCAGAGCAGCAAGCAAGCGAUGUCCAGCGUCCGGAGCAGCGUGGUCCGGAAGCUGGGUAGGCAGAUCUGCCAAAGAGAGGCCAUCGUCUCGACCUGGAAUUACAUCUGGGAGGUCAUCACCCUGGUGCUUGUGGUCCUGGAUACAGCCCUGAUUCCCAUCACGCUGGCGUGGCCGGACUCGGAUGCGUUUCCGAGCCCCUCCUUCUUCUAUUUCCAGGCGGGACCCUUCUUGUGGAGCUUUGACAUCCUGAUGAACUUUGGCCCGGCUGUUCUGGAGAAGGAUGUGUCGGUCAAGCUGCAGUUGGCCAGGAGGUACGUCUGUUCCAGAUUCCCGAUUGAUUUGUCCCUGGUGAUCCUGGAUGUUGUCCUGCUGCUGCGCGUCCUGCAGGAGCACUUCCGCGUCUUCACCCUGCUGCGGCUGAUACGAAUCUUGAAGCUCAGAAGGGUGCUCACCGUGUUCGAGAACCGCCUCGUCGCUGCAGGGAACAUGAAAGCAGUGCCGUACCUGACAAUCCUCCAGUGCAUCGCGACGGUGCUUGCUGUCAAUCACGUGCUGGCGUGCGUCGUGUUCUACGUGGGCCGACUCGGACGACUCAUUGCAGAGAACAACUGGCUCGAUGAGUACGACAUGAACAACCACAGCUCCGUGUCGCAGUACAUGACCUGCUUCAAUUGGGUGAUUGCAGAGUACACGCCGGCUCCCUUCCCCAAGCAACCACACAACGAAAUGGAGCAGUUGCUCAUCAUCGUGAUCAUCCUCACCUGCUUGCCCCUCCUGGGGGCUCAGAUCGGCAAGAUCGGCGGCACGCUGAACACGAUGAAGGAGAAAGCCCGCGAACGAGACAUGGUGCGCCGAGAUCUCCAGCGCUUCCUCCAGCGCAAGAAUGCACCGACUCGAUUGACCCGGCGAAUGCUCACGUCGCUGGACGAUGUGCUGGACUCCAAGGACUCGCCCCUGAACGUCAAGGAGCCCAUCGCCCUGAAGUUCUUGCCCAGCAGCCUCCUGGACGAGCUCCGGGUUGUGAAGAUGAGCGAGAAGCUCGGUGCACACCUCCUAUUCCACAUGCUCAUGGACGAGCGCCUGGGCCUUGCCGGCCGCCUCAGCGCCGUCUUCCGGGAAGUCAACGCGGUGCAGGGGGAGAAUGUCUUCACGAAUGGGAAACCUGGGGAAGGCCUCUACAUCACACAGAGCGGCCUCUUCUUCUUGAACCAGUCGAAGGGCACCGCCAGGGAGAAGUCGACCAUCCAGGCCAUCAAGUCUGAAUCCGUCAGGCUGUCCGGGACCGGACACUCCACCGAAGGCAUGACGAUCCAGGAAGACUCCUGGCUUGCAGAGCUCUGCCUCUACACCGGUGUGAACCACACGGUGACCCUGACGACCAAGAUCUACUCCAAGGUUCUCACAGUUCCAAUCGGCGAUUACGUGAAGGCGAUCCGUUCGGCCCCUGCUGCCGUGGUUGCAGUGCACGAGUAUGCGAAGAGGCUUCUCAACAUCGUGGAGCCCAGCAAGACGGAUUGCUGGGAGCUUCUGGCGCAGGCCACGGCAGACGACUGCGUCACGCACACGCAGCUCGCCGAGCUCUUGGACCCGGGCACUGGCCGUGUGAACAACCUGAAGUCCACGGAGGAGAUUGACUUCGCAGAAUUCUUGGACGAUCUUCGGCAGGCUGCCAACAACGAGGCCCGCAUGGAUGUCAUCAAGGAAUACGUCCCUGAGCUCCGGGAGGAUGGGAUCUACAUGGCGAUCGGGUUCGAGGAAGAAGUGAAUCGUGCCAUCCUCUCUGUGCUCAGCGCUGUGUGGCUGCUGCUGGACGACUACAACAGCAUGGUGGACUGCCAGAAGAUCACGCAAAGGCUGUCGCCGAAGACGUUCCAGUUCAUCAAGGAGUUCCUGGGUAGCAACCGGAUGAAGGAAGCACAGCUUCACGCUGUUCUGAUCCUGCUCGCGCUGCGCGGCCUGAGCAAGAACGCGGACUUCGCAAAGCUUUGCCCCCCGUCGGAGCGCGGGACGCCGGAGAAGGUCCUGGCCUACGCCACCACCAACCUUGACGCCUACCUGCCCUCGAUCGCAAGCCUCCGCGGGGAUGCGUACGACAUCCUCUCGGCGACGGUGCGGAUGCUCGGCGCGUUUAACUUCGCGCAGCUGCUGCAGGGCGAGAACAACCCUCACUCCAUUUGGCAGCUCCAGGGGUCGCUUGAGGAUGAGGGCGAGGAGGUCUUCCAGACCUUCCUUUUCGUGCAGGUUUGCCUUCUUUGUGGAGUCACAGGCAACAUCACACUUCGCGGCUCGAUGUUUCUCAGCGAGCUCAAUGGACGCAGCGUGCUCAAAGGCCUCGCGUGCCUGCAGAACAUCUUGGGCGUGGAUCCGAACAAAGUCUACUGGCGCUACAUCGCCAGCCGCGCAGAAGCCCUGGAGCUGCAUGUGCAGACCCCGAGCCAUUUGGUCCUUGCCAGACUCGCGUGCCUGACACGUACGGUGGAGCCCUCGGCACUCCGAGCUCUUGCAGGUGACUGGGAUCAGCUGACGGACGCAGAGAGGGACGCACUUUCCGAGAUCUUCCUCUCUGAUGGCCACUACGACAAGGCCUUCAUCUUCCAAUACCUGCCGCUUUUCCUGACCAACGCCAUGGCGAAUCCGGGCCUUGGUUUACGUCGCGGACUUCAGUUCCUCGUGGAGCUCUAUGGGAAGCUAAUGAACCACCGCUGCCUGAAUCAGGACGGCUCCACUGUGACGGUGGACAUUUCCUCGCUGGCCACCAUGGCCAAGGACAUCGAGGACUUGAAGCUCCUCCGACAGUGCAUGGACUUCUCGCGCAUCGUGAAGCACGGGAGUGGUGUGACCGUCCUACUCACCGCCGAGAGCUACCAGAUCCUCUCAGGUCAGCUUGUGGCAGAGGAUCGCAAGGUGGACUUGCUGGAGAUGCUGACUGCUCAGCAGCGGCGCCUGGAGGAUGCGGUGAUUGGCCGGACCCGGCCGAUGACACUCUGGGACGAAAGCCCGCGAGACAUGGUCAUCUCCGACGAAUUCUGA